Molecule: messenger RNA, 3111 nt
Organism: Canis lupus familiaris (dog)
Lineage: Eukaryota; Metazoa; Chordata; Mammalia; Carnivora; Canidae
Gene: COL26A1
Product: collagen type XXVI alpha 1 chain
Exons: 13
Coding region: 622-1794 (390 amino acids)
Molecular function (GO): protein binding
Source: RefSeq, a predicted model, not a curated record
UCCUAAGAGGGACCCCACACGGGAGCCGAGUGCCUGACACCAAGAUUCCCUGGAACUGUGAGGCCUGGAGAUGAACAGGGUUUUGAAUUCCAUUUGAGCAGGCCUGGAUCCCUCUUCCCUUGUCUCUGACUGCCUUCUUCGUUGUUUUUGGCCAGGUUUUGAUUUUGGGAAGCCAUUUACAGCCCAUUAAAAGAUCAAAUGUCUGGAUAUGAUGAAUCGAGGCAUUUGAAAAUGUUUUGCAAUUCACAGCUCAUUUCCCUAUAGAAAACCCCGACCCGGCGUGAUUUCGAGAUGGCUGGACUGCCUGUCUGUUCCAGGCCGACAGGGGCGGAUGUUGGGAUGGAGCACUGUCCUUGGUUUGGUGCAUCCCCAAGAGAGUCAGGCUGGAUGCCUGAGAUGGCACUGAUGCUCCCUGGUAGAGAUGAAGGAAGGGCCCAGACUACUGACAUCUUGCAUAAUUUCCAGACCAAUCUGGCAGAGGCAGGAGUGGAGGUUUGUGCUGGGGAGGUGGGACCCUGCUGAUCCUCUGGGCUAAAAGACUGGAUUCCCUUCCCAGCUCAGCCUCAAGUUUGAGCUACAGACAGUGAGGUUUAACUGCCCACUACUUCUCGCAGCUGCAAAAUGGGAAGGCACUGGUGCCAUCACACCGUGACGCGGACAGUGUCCUGCCAGGUGCAGAACGGCUCAGAGACAGUGGUCCAGCGUGUGUACCAGAGCUGCCGGUGGCCCGGGCCCUGUGCGAACCUCGUGAGUUACAGGACUCUGAUCAGACCCACAUACAGAGUGUCCUACCGCACGGUGACAGCACUGGAGUGGAGAUGCUGCCCUGGCUUCACCGGGAGCAACUGUGAGGAGGAAUGCAUGAACUGUACCCGGCUCAGCGACAUGAGUGAGCGGCUAACCACGCUGGAGGCCAAGGUUCUCCUGCUGGAAGCAGCAGAGCAGCCCGCAGGCCCGGGCAAUGACCUGCCGGUCCCCCAGAGCACCCUGCCGCCCUGGAACGAGGACUUCCUCCCCGAUGCCAUCCCCCUCGCCCACCCGGGGCCCCGAAGGAGAAGGCCCACGGGCCCAGCUGGGCCCCCGGGGCAGACGGGACCGCCAGGGCCUGCAGGUCCACCAGGCUCCAAAGGUGACCGGGGCCAGGCGGGAGAGAAGGGCCCAGCAGGACCUCCUGGGCUCUUGGGGCCGCCAGGGCCCCGCGGGCUUCCUGGAGAGAUGGGGCGCCCUGGCCCCCCCGGCCCCCCUGGCCCAGCAGGCAGCCCGGCCUUCCCUCCAAACAGCCCCCAGGGCGUCCUCUACUCCCUGCAGCCUCCGACGGACAAGGGCGACGGAGACUCACAGCUGGCUUCUGCUGCUGUGGACACAGUGCUGGCCGGCGUCCCAGGGCCCCGGGGCCCCCCCGGCCCUCCAGGUCCCCCUGGGCCACAUGGUCCCCCAGGACCCCCAGGUGUACCCGGAUCUCAGGGCCUGGCUGGAGAGCGGGGCAUGACGGGACCAGCUGGUGAUCCUGGCGGGAAGGGGCAAGAGGAGGACAAAGCUGCUGCCGAGGGUGAGGGGGUGCAGCAGCUGCGGGAGGCCCUGAAGAUCCUGGCAGAGAGAGUCCUCAUCCUGGAGCACAUGAUUGGGAUCCAUGAUCCCUUGGCCUCCCCCGAGGGGGGCUCUGGCCAAGACGCUGCCCUGAGAGCCAACCUGAAGAUGAAGCGUGGUGGCUCCGCGCCCGACGGCCCCCUCGCGGCCCUGCUUGGCCCCGACUCUGGGCAGAGGAGCGCUGGCCGGGCCGGCGGCGGGCAGUAAGAGGCCGGCUCUCCAGGACAAGGCCCGGCUCUGCCAGAGACCCAACCCUGAGGCCUGUGUUGGCGUGCUGGCUCCUGAAGACACCCCAAGCGGGACUGGGCUCCAGGCACCGACGAUUGUGCGGGACACUGGCUCCCAGGGGGGACUUGGGGACAGAUGGCAAGUCCAGAGGCAGAGUCCAGAGGGCCCUAGCACCCUUGGCGGGCCCCUUCCUGGUCCCUGCCCUCCCCACCCUCACUUCUGCAGGAGACGGGAUCUGGGUGGGCUGGGUGGGGCGUGAGAAUAAUCCUAAUACUCAUCAUUUACUGAGUCCAGGCCUGUCCAAGGAGCUUUCCCUGCAUUGUCUCAUUUAACCCUUAGGAGGUAGGCUUGUUAUCCCCACUUUUCACGGGGGGGACGGAGGCACGGUGAGUCUAAAUCACCUGCCGAGGCCCCCUGGUUCCUUAACCCUCGACCCUGCCAGCUUCCUGUCUUCACAGGGGAGCUGAGUGGGCGCAGGGCCAUGGGGAGGCUGGACCGGUCCACAGGGAAGAAAGGCAGGGUCCUGGGCCUCCUUCCUCGACCCCCUCCCCAGGGCUCAGGGUCUGCUCAGGGUCUGGCAGUGUGUGGCCUGCAGCUGCUCUCAGAGGCCUGGGAGACCCUGAAUAAACACAUGACAGUCCCACGGACUUGGGGACAGUGAGAGAGGAGCACCGGGGUGCAGAGGCCUUCGUACUAAAUGGGCAUCGCCCACCAGUGCCUCCCAGUUUCAGAACCCACCCAGGCCUGCCCCUGAGCCAAGAGCAGGGAGGGUUUACUGGGAAGGCCAUCCCUUGCAGCCUUGCCCUCUCUGGAAAUCUAUAGGGUUGGCCAUUUCUGGCAUCGUACAGCAAGUCCCAUGUCCCCUUGACAAACUAGAGAUAGGACAGCCACCCGAGUCCCAGGCCCUGCUGGGGGAGAUGCUGUGGGCCCAGGCCAGGGACCCCAGAGCAGCUUAAACCACAGGCCUCAGGGUCCCUCAGGCCACAGGUCCCCUGUGAGCCGGGCCAGCCCUGGUGCUCCUCUCUUGUUGGGCCAGGGCCUGGUCUCCACAGCAAACUCAGAGAUUUUGGUGCUACCCUGGCUCAUGUCUCCCCUCAGGGCAGGAGCCGUCUGUCCCCAGUGUCCAUGGUGUUCUCUGGAGCGGGUGGCCUGGUCCUGCCAGGCCCUGGUGACCUCCCCCUGCCGUCCAGGCCCCGGUGCCCCGUGAGAGGCAGGACUGGCCUGGGGCCCGAGGUGUGGUGGUCAGAGGCGGGCGGGAAGUCUAUAAUGCUCUGACAAUAAAGGUGCUCUCCCCAC